Molecule: messenger RNA, 3723 nt
Organism: Pleurotus ostreatus (oyster mushroom)
Lineage: Eukaryota; Fungi; Basidiomycota; Agaricomycetes; Agaricales; Pleurotaceae
Gene: YAK1
Product: dual specificity protein kinase yak1
Exons: 7
Coding region: 1-3723 (1240 amino acids)
Biological process (GO): peptidyl-threonine phosphorylation; peptidyl-serine phosphorylation
Cellular component (GO): cytoplasm; nucleus
Molecular function (GO): protein serine/threonine kinase activity; protein tyrosine kinase activity; ATP binding
Source: RefSeq, a predicted model, not a curated record
AUGUCGGAACCUGAACUUGCAUACAUGACUGACUCCAACGAAAGCGCCUUCGACCUCCCUCGCUGGCAGACUCACCUCGACCCCGUCCCCUCCAGCAUCCAGGCGCAACCAUCGUAUCACUACGCACAACCGCCACCGCCGCCACCCCAGUCCAUGACUGCGGGCCCGGCUCAGCGUCUUCCACCGAUACAACAUCAAGCAUCAGCUGGUGCUGUAAGGCAACAGCCUCGAAUUUCUCAGCUUUUAGAGCAGGAUCAGCAGCUGGGGGUCAAUAGUCCUUCAUAUCUUUCCCCGACUCAGUCCCAGCUUUCUCGCAGCGCGUCGCUUGGUGGAGGCCCAGGUAAUUCGGCAUCUGCUUCAAGGGGAGGCAGGCGGCACCAUCAAUUAGAGGAUUUGGAAGGCGCUUUUCACGGUGGCACUCAGACCCCAUCAAGGCAGCUUUCACAACCUGGUCCAAAUUCGCUUUAUUCGUCAAGCGUUGGAUAUCAGCCGCAAUCACUAGCGGGCACCAAUCCACCGCCAAAUCCUCCCACAUCAAUGUCUGCGGACACCUACUCGGACAUGUACUACACCAACCCGAACGAGCAGCCUCCCAAGAGAGCUGCAACUACCCACGACUCCAGUACUUCUUCACGAGGCGGCCGUUCUCCCUUGCGAAGCACUAACCAGUCAGGGCCCAACGCACUGCUCGAUCCCUACUCACCUCAGCAGUAUUCACCGUCCAACAGCGCUUCGUACACUACAUACGCAAGUCCCCCGGACCAGCGCAACAGCCAGCCCACGGUGUAUCACGCUCGCAAUCAAUCACAGGUCAAGACGGAGCCAAGCGAUCCUUCUUUCUCUCCCCGGACGCCAAUGCACGCCACGACGGCGUUUCCACCAUCUGCGUAUUCGAUGGAAUCAGGCAGCCCCCACCCCUCAUCUCAAAGCCAAUCGCAUCUCAACACACACACGCCUGCCCGUCCUACGUCUAUCUCUAACCCGGGGACACCGAUGUCUGCCUACCAUCCGUCCUCUUCGCCGUACUACCAAGACCAGGCCAUGGCCGUUGAUGCCCCGUCGCAGAGGCGGCGUGUCGGCCUCCGUAGGAUACGGGACGCCCGUGAGCUUCAACCGCGUGUUGAUGUACAACCUGUUGGGCGGAGAAUGGGGAGCGACGGUACAUAUCUUUCGCCCUUGAGGCUUUUGACCACACAUAUCGUGGAUACAUAUCGUAUUUGCAACCCACAAUUCCGAUACGAGUCUACGCACAAUCCACGCCGGGUCCUGACGAAGCCCAGCAAGCCGGUGCAUAACGAAGGCUACGAUAACGAAGAUUACGACUACAUCUUAUAUGUGAACGACUGCUUGGGCUCGGAUGAUGGCCAUAAGUACCUGAUACUCGACAUCCUCGGACAAGGGACCUUUGGGCAGGUCGUGAAGUGCCAGAACAUGAAGACUCAUGAAAUUGUCGCGGUGAAAGUCGUGAAAAACAAGCCCGCGUACUUCAACCAAAGUAUGAUGGAAGUUACCAUUUUGGAGCUCCUCAACAAACAAUGCGACCCCAACGAUGAGCAUCACAUCUUGCGCUUGCGUGACUCAUUCAUCCACCGAAGCCACUUGUGUCUCGUCUUUGAGCUACUGUCAUCCAACUUGUACGAACUCAUCAAGCAAAACCAGUUCCAAGGCCUCAGCACGCAGCUAGUCAAGGUCUUCAUGGCCCAGCUUCUUGACGCGCUUACAGUCCUCAAAGAGGCUCGUCUGAUCCACUGUGACUUGAAACCAGAGAAUAUAUUGCUGAAGUCUUUGCAAUCUCCAGAAAUAAAAAUAAUCGACUUUGGCUCGGCUUGCCACGAACGCCAAACGAUUUACACCUAUAUCCAGUCGCGGUUUUACCGUUCUCCGGAGGUGCUGUUAGGGAUGUCAUAUACGGCGUCCAUCGACAUGUGGUCUUUAGGUUGCAUUGCUGUUGAGUUAUUCCUGGGGUUGCCGCUGUUCCCCGGUACAAGCGAGUAUAACCAGCUAACGCGAAUCGUUGAGAUGCUCGGAAUGCCACCGCUGAGCAUGUUGAAUACUGGGAAGCAAACCAACCAGUUCUUCGACUCGUUUGAGGCUUGGAACGCCCACAAUAACCAAAACGAGAAAAAGUACCGUCUGAAGACCAUUGAACAGUACUCCCGGGAGCACAAUACAAACGAGCAACCGGGAAAGCAGUAUUUCAAGGCGACCACGCUUCCUGAUAUCAUCAACACCGCUCCGAUGCCCACAUUCAAAUCAUCUUCGAGACAGGGACACGAAAUGGAGAAAGAAUUGAACAACAGGGCUUCCUUCAUUGAUUUCUGCCAGGGGCUCCUGAAUCUCAACCCUGUUACGAGAUGGACCCCCCAACAAGCACGGCAACAUCCCUUCAUUACGGGCGAAAAAUGGGCUAAGCCUUUCGUAGUACGUGCUGAUUUAUUAUCUCCUCCGUUUGUUCUCAUAAUUCCUAAGCCGGAUGGUGGGCAUGCCGUUGUACAAUCCAUGCCUAGUGGCGCACCGGACCCGAAGCGCCCGUAUGGUGGACUGGUGCCGUCCCAACCUAAGGGAACGCGUGCAUACCAAGAUGCCGCAUCUUACAAUCAGCAUCUUGCACAGCACCAGGUUUACACGGCGCAGGCUCAGGCCGCUUCUCAGGCCGCGAGUUCUUAUCGUAAUCCGUACAUCAACCCACAAACCUCCCAACCGGCGCAGUCCUACGUUCCUUCUCAAGAUACCAAUAGCCAGAGUUACCAACAGCAUUCACAAUACCCCAACCAAUCAUCCCAUCGUGCCUUGGCGCACCAAAACUCGACCGGCCAAUUGACGUCUAGCAACACCGUGCCCCAAUAUCCCCCACAUCCCAACAAUCCUGCGUCCAUUAGUGCUGCUACCCACUUGAACCCCAAUGUACGGACAAAUUCCCAAUACCCCAAUUCACGGGCACGGGCUAACACGAUCAACCAGAUGGACUCGAUCCCUCCGGCCCUCGCUCGCCUCCAGCACAUGAACCAGGACGUUAUAGCCGGACGGAACGCGCUUACCCCGGUCCUGAACAGAGAUGAUGCCAUGCGGGAAUGGGAGAGAAGGCAGACGGGCAAACCGGCUGCUGCUCAGCCGUACCCCCAGCUCGAAUAUCUGCAGCAGCAGGCGGAAUUGGCUGCCGCGUCUGGGAUGGCUGGAUGGACGCCUUCGGCUGCGAACCGUUACGUUGCUCCGCCGUCCAAGCUAUCGCACUCGUACCAUCCGACAAUCGUUGUUGACGAUGAUCGUCGGGACGUCGUGAUGUCGAACGUUCGGUCAGCUGCACGCACUGACAAUCCCAAUGUGAUGUACAGCGGGGGUGGCGUGAUAUCGAGUCCCCCUCAGGCAUAUUCGAGCAACGCAAUGACUUCUGGAAACCGGUAUCCUGCGAACUACCCUCCAUCUCAGCCUCAAACAACGGUGCCUUUCGACGAUCGUCGACCGGAUAUUGGGAAUAUUUACAUGCCUAUGCAGCCUGAUCAAUACCAGUCAUACAACAACGCUUCAACGUCUGGCGUUGCUUCUCGACAUGUUGCGCCUCCCCAGCAAGCUGUACCUCCAUCGUUCUACGGUGCAGGGGUUGUGCCGUCAGGAACCAACCAGCCACAGCGCAAUCCGUUCUCGGUCGCUGAUGCCAAUCAACAACCUAUGUCAGCAGGGAAAGACAACCGACGGAGCAAUGGCAUGGACUCGUGGCCUAGAUAA